Molecule: messenger RNA, 1043 nt
Organism: Humulus lupulus (European hop)
Lineage: Eukaryota; Viridiplantae; Streptophyta; Magnoliopsida; Rosales; Cannabaceae
Product: putative ubiquitin-like-specific protease 1B
Exons: 6
Coding region: 1-822 (273 amino acids)
Biological process (GO): protein desumoylation
Cellular component (GO): nucleus
Molecular function (GO): deSUMOylase activity
Source: RefSeq, a predicted model, not a curated record
AUGUGGACCUUGACUCCCGAAAGAGACAUUUCUGGUGAUAUCAUUACUUGCUUUUCCCGGGUGUUGACACACGAGGAAAGGCAGCGACAAAAGGUUCCUCAAACGACUUUCAUUUGGUAUAUGCCCACUCAAAUAUCGGAGGCAUACUUGGGGAAAGGGAGGCCAGUGGAAGAUUACGCCGUGAGCCAACAAUGGGCUGAUUUCCACUUUGGGCAGUUUUCCUUAUGUGAACUGAUGCUUGUACCCGUGUUCAUCACUGAGAUUUUCAAUCAUUGGUUCCUAGUCGCGGUGAAUAUAAUCAAUAGGUGUGCUGAUAUUUGGGACCCCCUUGUUGCUGCCAGAAGCAAAACCGUAAGCACGAAAGCCACAAAAGAGAUGCUAAGUACUCUUGAUCGCCUUUUCAAGUCCGAGAUAAAGCAACAUAAACAAAAUGACUUCCAGUUCUCCAACUUCAAGGUUUCAAUAAAGAGCGGUACACCCCAGCAGGACAAUGGGCACGAUUGUGGAGUAUAUGUCAUGAAGUUUAUGGAGUCCUUCUUCAAACGGGAGGAAUCCAUGUCUCCGUUUGCUCCAGUGGAUGAGCGGCUGAGGAUAGCAUGUCGGCUUGUAACACAUGAUCGAAACGAGGUGAGGGCGGUUGUUUUCGCUGACAAGGAAAAAUACUACAUGCAACAGACUCCUCUACCCGUAGGUAGCCCUGUGAAGACCCAUUCGGACCCCAGAUUUUCAACGAAGAAGCUGAAGUCGAAGAACUCCAUUCCCACACGUCCAGUACCAACAAGGACUAGUGGUAGACUGAAGAGAAUUAAGUAUGAGGAAUAGUUAAUCAAACCAUCUAUGUUUUUUGGUAUUAGCCAUGCCCACUUUUCCUUCUCCCGGAUGUAUUAAAUCAAGUUAGAAAGGGUUGAGGAAUUGUAAAGGAGAACUAGUUUCAAUUUUUUAAUAGGCAUUUUGAUUUAUUAGGUCCAGAUACAUUUGUCUACAAUCGACAUUGUAGAUCGUAACCUCUAAAUUUGGCCAGUACGAAGUAGAUAUGUUUGUAU